UUUUCUAUAAUUGAAAAAGACCGCCAGGGGGUUCUUGCGGUAAGUAAAGUCUCCUCCUCCUCCAGGCUCCAGACGAGUUGGAAAGAGAAAAACAGGAUUGAAUUGCAAUGGCAUCAUGGAAUUCAAUUCCAUUGGAAAUCACCUACGAAACGUUUGGAUGGAUCGCCUUCUUUUCAUGGUCUAUCAGUUUCUAUCCUCAAGUAAUCUUGAAUUUCCGACGCAAGAGUGUGGUGGGGUUGAACUUUGAUUUCGUGGUGUUGAAUUUGACGAAACAUUCUUCGUAUUUGAUAUACAACGCUUCUCUUUACUUUAGCUCUGCUAUUCAACACCAGUACUUUGAAAAAUAUGGCCACGGAGAGAUGAUACCUGUAGCUGCAAAUGAUGUUGCUUUCUCAAUUCAUGCUGUUUUGUUAACAGCAAUUACAUUAUUCCAAAUUGUAAUCUAUGAUCGUGGAAAUCAAAAGGUCUCUAAGAUUUCUAUUGCAACUGUGUGUGUUGUGUGGUUAGUUGCUGCAGUAUGUUUUUUUAUAGCUUUGCCUAGCCACUCUUGGCUGUGGCUCAUCUCCAUUUUCAACUCCAUUCAAGUUUUUAUGACUGUCAUCAAGUAUAUUCCUCAGGUGAUCAUGAACUUCAUGCGAAAGAGCACAGAUGGCUUCAGCAUUGGAAACAUUUUACUUGAUUUUCUUGGAGGGGUGACAAAUUAUGCUCAAAUGGCAGUGCAAUCUAUAGACCAAAAUUCUUGGGUGAACUUCUAUGGCAACAUAGGAAAAACGUUGUUAUCUUUGGUGUCUAUAUUCUUUGACGUUGUAUUCAUGUGUCAACACUAUAUCUUGUAUCCUGAGAAGAAAGUUGUUCCUUCCAAACUCAACAAGGAGGGAACAGAGCCACUUAUCAGGUUUUCUGAGGAGCGAGCUGCGCCAGAAAAUGUGUAAGCCUUGUACAUGGUGGGGUUUACAAAGAAUGAUUGACGAAACUGGAGACGUACCCGCAGUGAUCAAACUAUCGGGACCACUUAGAUUUGGUCCCUAACUUAUCAGUUGUGUAUCAAACAUCUUGAUUUUAU
Populus euphratica (Euphrates poplar) is the source of this 1063-nucleotide messenger RNA. Its product is annotated as PQ-loop repeat family protein / transmembrane family protein. Lineage: Eukaryota; Viridiplantae; Streptophyta; Magnoliopsida; Malpighiales; Salicaceae. Bases 108 to 932 code for a protein of 274 amino acids. Gene Ontology annotation, molecular function: L-cystine transmembrane transporter activity. Gene Ontology annotation, cellular component: vacuolar membrane. The record is from RefSeq and is a predicted model, not a curated record. Gene Ontology annotation, biological process: L-cystine transport. The transcript has 9 exons.